AUGGCUAGCUACAGCAUCGAGGACGAGCCGGAGAAGCUCUCGGACAUCAAGCCGAUCCAGUGCGUCUUCGUGUUCCGCAAGCCCAUCUUCCCAUCGGACCGCCUCAUCAAGUUCUUCGCGGGGCAGUACGUUCACAUGGAGCUGCUGAUGUUCCUUCCGGAGACCCCGGCGGACAGCCCCACCUUCACGACCUUCAUGGGGGAGAGGUUUGGCAUGUCGAUCUCGCUCAAGCGCUUCUACAACGACGACGAGUACGUGGGCCUCCUGAUGGAUCUCAACGCCGAGGACGCGGCACACCUCCUGGAUUACAUGACGGCGCUGACGGACGCGGCAGUGCCCUACAACUUCAUCGACCUCACGCUGCAGCCCAUCAAGCGCGUGCUCAAGACCUCACCGCUCUUCAACGACGUCGAGAGCAAGAACCCGAGGGACUUCAAGAAGGUCUUCUGCUCGCAGGCCUUCACUCUCGCGACCCGGGAUGUGAUCAAGGACGAGAGGUUCGACAGGCUGGUGCAUGCCCUGCAUCGGGAGAACAGCCGCCUUGUCACGCCGAUGGACUUCUACCACAUCAUCAGGCCUUAUUGCAGGACGGUGGACAUGGAUGAGCUCCGCAACCUGAAGCUCAAGCUCAGCUUGACGUGGAGCACGGCCUGGCAGAAGAUGUCGUACCAGCGGCGGAUGACGUCGUCGCUCUCCUGGAAGAUCCUGCAGAGCUGGUCCACCUCGUCGGUCUCCUGCUUGGCCACCCACGCCCUCACCUGGUUCUUGACGAUGUGCUCGAUCUUGCAGCAGAACCACAGGAAGAGGAUGAAGGGGGAGACCUCCUUCCCCUUCCUCCCGACCUCCACACACGAGUCCGACCUGGUUCCAGAGAUGCUGCAGAUGUGCCAGCCGUUCCGCCUCCUGAGAGAUCUUGUCCUUGCCCUGCGUCUGCAGGUUGUCUACCAGUGUGUAAACCGACUUGAUCUCCGUGGUUACGUGCACGAUGCUGUUGUGCACCUUGAUCGCCCACUUCUCCGCGUUAUCCUUGCACUGCGAGAAGUACCGCUUGUACUGGUUGUCGUCACCGAUGACCUCGAAGGCCUUGUUGCAGCAGUAAUCCUUGAACUGGUCGUACGUGCAGCUGCAGGAACACCUCUUGACGACGUCCUUGUCAACAUCCUCGUGAUCGCACGUUGCAUGCGCGAUCGUGCACAGAUCUGA
Molecule: messenger RNA, 1203 nt
Organism: Guillardia theta CCMP2712
Lineage: Eukaryota; Cryptophyceae; Pyrenomonadales; Geminigeraceae
Exons: 4
Coding region: 1-1203 (400 amino acids)
Source: RefSeq, a predicted model, not a curated record